Molecule: messenger RNA, 2063 nt
Organism: Elaeis guineensis (African oil palm)
Lineage: Eukaryota; Viridiplantae; Streptophyta; Magnoliopsida; Arecales; Arecaceae
Product: cytochrome P450 734A6-like
Biological process (GO): brassinosteroid homeostasis; brassinosteroid metabolic process
Molecular function (GO): heme binding; monooxygenase activity; iron ion binding
Source: RefSeq, a predicted model, not a curated record
UCCUCUCUCUCUCUCUCUCUCUCUCUAAUCCGCACCUAUUCUCUUCUUUCUCCAACUCCUUGUAUACUCGUACGCACGCAAUAUAUAUUGCUACCGAGAGAAGCAAACCACAAGAGAAAAAAAAAGAGUGCCUUAUAUUUGUGGUAGUGCCAGAGGCUCCAAGCAAGCAAACAAGAGGAGGAAAAAACAGAAGAGGAAGAGGGAUGGGGGAGAUGGUAGGUUGGUGUUGGAAGUGGUUUUUGCCUCUGGGUGGUUUGGUUGUGUGCAUGGUCAUGGUACUCAAGGUGUUGGAUUUCCUUUGGUGGAGGCCUAAGAGGCUAGAGGAGCACUUCUCAGAGCAAGGCAUAAGGGCCCCUUACCGUUUUUUCAUUGGAUGCGUCAAAGAAAUGGUUGGUAUGAUGCUGGAGGCCUCCUCCAAGCCAAUGAUGCCUCAGAACUCCCACAACAUCCUCCCUCGGGUCCUCUCCUUCUACCACCAUUGGAAGAAGAUCUACGGUUCCACAUUCCUGCUAUGGUUCGGGCCCACCGCCCGCCUCACCGUUGCCGACCCUGACCUCAUCCGCGAGAUCUUCGUGUCCCGGGCCGACUUCUUCGAGCGCUACGAGUCCCACCCUCUGGUCCGGCAGCUCGAAGGCGAGGGCUUGGUCAGCCUCAGAGGGGAGAAAUGGGCUCACCACAGGAAGGUCCUCACCCCCACCUUCCACAUGGACAAUCUCAAGCUGUUGAUACCGCUGAUCGGGAAGACGGUGAUGGAGAUGGUGGAGCAGUGGUCGACGUCCAACAUGUCGUCCUCCGGCGAGGUCGAGAUCGACGUCUCCGAGUGUUUCCAGACCGUGACGGAGGAUGCCAUCACGCGGACCGCAUUUGGGAGGAGCUACGAUGACGGCAAGGCCGUGUUCCAAUUACAGACGCAACAAAUGGUCGUUGCGGCCGAGGCCUUCCGCAACGUCUUCAUUCCCGGCUACAGAUUUCUGCCGACGAAGAAGAACACGAGCUCGUGGAAAUUAGACAAAGAGAUCAAGAAAAAUCUGGUGGCGCUGAUCGGCAGGCGAAAGGAGAGCUCCGACAAGGACAAGAAGCCGGACGGGAGCACCAAGGAUCUUCUGGGGCUCAUGAUCGAUGCCAGCACCAAGAAAGCACCAUCAUCGAACUCGGACCAGCGCCGGCCGACGACGACGAGAACAACAUCCACAUCGACGAUCACGGUGCACGAUAUCGUGGAGGAGUGCAAGACAUUCUUCUUCGCGGGGAAGCAGACCACCUCCAAUCUCCUGACGUGGACCACGGUGCUCCUCGCCAUGCACCCGGAGUGGCAAGAGCGGGCGCGCCGGGAGGUCCUCCAGGUGUGUGGCUCACGUGACAUUCCCACCCGCGACCACCUCGCCAAGCUCAAGACGCUGGGUAUGAUCCUUAACGAGACGCUACGGCUGUACCCGCCGGCGGUGGCGACGAUAAGGAGGGCGAAGGCGGACGUGGAGCUCGGGGGAUACCGGAUCCCCCGGGGCACCGAGCUGCUGAUCCCGAUCAUGGCCGUCCAUCACGACGCCCGGUUGUGGGGGGCGGACGCGGCCCAGUUCAAUCCGGGCCGGUUCGCGGAGGGGCCGGCCCGGGCAGCCCGGCAUCCGACGGCCUUCAUCCCCUUCGGGCUGGGGGCCCGCAUGUGCAUCGGCCAGAACCUUGCCCUCCUGGAGACCAAGCUGACUGUGGCCAUCAUCCUGCAGCGCUUCGCCUUCCGGCUCUCCCCAUCCUACGUCCACGCACCCACCGUCCUCAUGCUCCUCUACCCCCAGUACGGUGCACCCAUCCUUUUCCGAUCCCUCUCCUCAGCGUCACCAUCACCGCCGUCCGAUCCCCAUUAUCCUUACUUGUAACAGCAUCAACGAUCCGUCCGUGUUUCCUUUUGGUUUUCUUUUUCUUUUGCUGCAAGCAGCGGAAGCACCACAGCUCGCGGCGACCAUGUAUCAUGAUGACCGGGAGAAGAAGAACCACCCAUCAUCAUAGGUUUUUUUUUUUUUUUUUUCGCCCCCCUCUUUCUUUUACCCAGAUGACUAAAAUACAACACC